AGACAAUCAUCAUGGCGAAACAAGUUUUUGAGAAAUUCAGAGGGUCUGAAAUCACAGAUGAUAUUCUAGAAGGAGCAGCGAAGCUAUUUAAUGAACACUACGGCGUGUGGGGAAAGGAUCCAUCAAACUCAAAUCCCACACCCAAACCAGGAAGUCAUGUAAAGCUAAGCAAGAGCCGGCUGCGAGAUCAGUAUCUGCCUAAUAAUGCAUACGAUUGCUGCUAUGUGAGAGUUACCCUGGAUGACCGUCUAGCUGGCAAUGCAUUUGCGUGUCGCUGGCGCUGGCAAAAUAAGGUAGUAUGCUGGGUGACGCAGCUUGUCGUACAUGCCGAUUUCCGGGAGCAAGGACUGGCACGGCAUCUUCUGGAAUUUCUUCGGGAAGACGGCGACGCGGUGUUUGGUAUUAUGAGCUCUCACCCAGCUGCCUGCCUUGCUGGUGCAAGAGCAUUUACGGGAAAUAUAAGCUCUGUGUCUCCCGGCUUUAUACAGGCGUAUGCGCAGGCAAUAAUGAAUCUUUCUCCUAUCAUUUAUGUCAGGGACGCGAAGCUGUGCGGCAGUCUUUUCGAUCAGAAGGAUACAAGUGGAGCGAUCUCGUCCGUUGAUACUCAGUUUUUUGUCGACCAUACGGAGCCGUUGGAAGUGUUGAAGGUGGUUCGACAGGAUCGUGACUGGCCGCUUGGAGAGUUGCUUGAUGGCUGCGAGUUCCUUUUUAUGGUCGAGGUUAAGCCUCGAGGAUGCUUGACGAGACCCCAGCCUUUUUAAUCUCCUUCUCGGUCUCAGUGGUAAUCUUGCCGUUUAAAUAUCUGGAGGAUCUCUUCUUAUUCUAUUUUUAUUUCUGGUGAAUGGAACAUGGACAAACGUUGCGCCAUGAGAAGAAGGCUUAAAAUACUCAGUAUACGCAGAGAGAUGAUUUUUAUUAAGAAUUGUUAAUAUGACUUUCAUUUACAAGACCC
Molecule: messenger RNA, 952 nt
Organism: Xylona heveae TC161
Lineage: Eukaryota; Fungi; Ascomycota; Xylonomycetes; Xylonales; Xylonaceae
Exons: 3
Coding region: 12-761 (249 amino acids)
Molecular function (GO): acyltransferase activity, transferring groups other than amino-acyl groups
Source: RefSeq, a predicted model, not a curated record